GCCCAGAACUGAACACAGGAUUCUAGGUGGAUCUAUGACUCAUCCCUCUAUGAAUUAAAGAAAUGGUGGGCUCUCGUCUGGCCAGAGGCCUCUUGUUCUUUCUGCGCUGCCCUCAGCUACAACAAUUCGCACACAAAGUGGAAACCGGCUGCUGGCUGAGGCUUGUGGGGGAAGGUUUGCUGGGGGGAGAACAAACAGUGCAGGAAUCAAAUCCCAGGUAAUGACUACAGCCCUUGAUGGGAGGAAACUGUAGGGCAGGAAACGCUCCUGUGCAUUUCCUCACGGAGGUGGCCGCAGCAGGAAACAGAUGGACAGGAGUUGGCACCCGCUGUGUCAGCUGGAAAAUGCCAUUCAUUGUGGGUGCAGGCUUUGCGCUCAGAUGCUAAGUCUUGUUGUUGUUGUUUAGUCGUUUAGUCGUGUCCGCCUCUUCGUGACCCCCUGGACCAGAGCACGCCAGGCCCUCCUGUCUUCCACUGCCUCCCGCAGUUGGGUCAAACUCAUGUUCGUAGCUUCGAGAACACUGUCCCACCAUCUCGUCCUCCGUCGUCCCCUUCUCCUUGCGCCCUCCAUCUUUCCCAACAUCAGGGUCUUUUCCAGGGAGUCUUCUCUUCUCAUGAGGUGGCCAAAGUCUUGGAGCCUCAGCUUCAGGAUCUGUCCUUCCAGUCAGCACUCAGGGCUGAUUUCCUUCAGAAUGGAGAGGUUUGAUCUUCUUGCAGUCCACGGGACUCUCAAGAGUCUCCUCCAGCGCCAGAAUUCAAAAGCAUCCAUUCUUCGUCAAUCAGCCUUCUUUAUGGUCCAGCUCUCACUUCCAUACAUCACUACUGGGAAAACCAGAGCUUUUACUAUACGGACCUUUGUUGGCAAGGUGAUGUCUCUACUUUUUAAGAUGCUGUCUAGGUUUGUCAUUGCUUUUCUCCCAAGAAGCAGGCGUCUUUUAAUUUCGUGACUGCUGUCACCAUCUGCAGUGAUCAUGGAGACCAAGAAAGUAAAAUCUCUCACUGUCUCCAUUUCUUCCCCUUCUAUUUGCCAGGAGGUGAUGGGCCCUGUGGCCAUGAUCUUCUUUUUUGAUGUUGAGCUUCAGACCAUAUUAUCCGCUCUCCUCUUUCACCCUCAAUAAAAGGUUCUUUAAUUCCUCCUCACUUUCUGCUAUCAAGGUUGUGUCAUCUGCGUAUCUGAGGUUGUUGAUAUUUCUUCUGGCAAUCUUAAUUCCGGUUUGGGAUUCAUCCAGCCCAGGCUAAAUCCUAGGAAUGUAUAAUUGUACAGCUAGAAGGGUCAUCUAGGUUCAUCUAGUCCAACCCCCUGAAAUGCAAACUGUGGGGGGGGGGGAUCUUGUCCCUACACACUUGCCACUCCGGGGGGAAAACACUCCACAUUUCCUAAGCAUCUUCAUGCAAAGCCUGAGAGCCUAUUGGAGAGCCAUUUUGGUAUAAUGGUGAGGGUCUUCGACUAGGACCUGGGAGGCCAGUUUGGAUCAUCCUCACUCGGCCAUGAAGCUCAGCGUGUGGCCUUUGGCCAGUCCUCAUCUCAGCCUCACCUGCCUCACAAGGUUGUUGUGAGGACCAAACGGGCAGGGGAGGUCUCCCUCAAAGAAUUCUGGGAGUUGUAGUUCAGUCCUCACGGAGCUGCUGUUCCCAGUCACCUCCGACAGACUACAGUCCCCAGAAUUCUCUGAGGGCGCAGGGAACGGGGUACGAAUGUGCUCGAGCCCCAAAUACAAAACAAAAACUCCUCCAUUUCUAGGCUUCAGCCUAGAAAACUACCCAUACAUAAUCUGAGUAAUUACUUCUUCCGUUUGCCUGACCAGCAGCAAUCUUGUUAGUCCCUCGUUUAGGGCUGUUUUCUCUUACAUAUCCGAGGAGAAUAAUGGCCCCCAUUGUUUCCCUCAUCCUCUCCCUGGCGGCCUCUGUUUCCCUCACUUUUUCCUACACAUUUGACAACAAACUGCCCCUUCCCUACUGUUUGGUAAAAGUUGCCCCUCAGCCUUUUCCCCUAACAAUUUGGCCGCCACACACCCUUCUUCUUUUGUUUCUCCUCCUUCCGCUCCGGCCAUUGUUUUCCCCUCUUCCUUUCCACAGCCUCCGUUUCCCUCAUUUUCUCCCCAUCUUCCUCUACCCCCACAACCCAAAAUGUCCCCCCUCUGCUUAUAAUUACAGCGCAUCUCGCACUGCCUGCCCAAGUUGUUCCUUCGGUCUGUUCUGAGGGAAAAUAUGGGGAAUAUUUGACUGAGGAGGAGCUAGCCCAGGAGAGGCAAAAAGAGAUUUAGGCGCUAUCCCACCCCACAAAGACAUGCCCCACUUUCCCCCUUGAACCAUGUUUUUCCUGUCAUCCCCACAUCCUUUAAUUUCCUUAUCUUUCUCACUAAGUCCCUCAUGUUUCCCCACAAAAGCUGCCCUGUGGCAAUUUGCCUUGUUUUCUAUCCCUUCCCACAGCCAAUAUCCAGCGCCUUUCAUUUUUCCCGCCUUUUCCCGCCUCCCUCUUUUGAGCAGCCUGAGGGAAAUCUGUGAGGGAAAUUGGGCCAGCACAAAAUGGAGUCACCUUUGUACCUUUAGCAUACUUGAGAGACAUCGCCAAAAAAAUAUGCUUGACUCUUUCUAUUUAUCUAUCUAUCUAUCUAUGGAGUGAAAGGCCAUCCUGUCAGACAUUAUUAGCAUGAGGAGAAAUAUCAACGUGAAGAGACCGUAAUGCAAUAUUUUUUUGGAAGCUGCUUCCAUGAAGAAAAUACUUGCCUUUAGGGAUUUGUCACAGUGAGGGUGAGGGGUACAAAAAGGUUAUUUGCCUUGGGCAAAGGUAACAGGCAAGAAAAUGAAGCAGGAUUUUAUUGAAAAAGUCUUUGCUUAAAAAAAAUGGCGGUGGUGGUCAUGUCGUGAGGUGUUAGGUGGUUGCCAUAGGUGGGUGUUUAUUGGGGUGACCUUCAACAGGAUGCCCUACAAUAACCGCCACCCAUAAUGUAACUGAUCCAUUGCGAUAAUAAAUAAUUCUCUAACAAUAAUUUCACUGAGGUAUCACCAAAGGGGAACGGGGCAUAUUUUAUACAUUGGGACAGGUCAUCUUCCUAUUAAUAGUUCAGAUUUAACAUUAAAUCCUCACAGGAGGAAGGUAGUAGCUAUGGGUUGCUGUUGUUUAAAAAAAUCUCAUUUAUUAAUUUUUCACAAAGAAAAAAAAGCUUUACACAUUUUAACAUAAACCAUAAGUUACUUUAUCGUUUGACUUCCUGUCCCCCCCCCUUCCACGGUUUCCAUAUUUACCCUUAAAUGGUGCAUAUUUCGCCUAUACUAUUAAAUACAUACAAUUUAACCUAUUUAUCUUAAUAAUUCAUGUUCAUAUUUCAAGUCCUGCUCACAUUUUCAUCUUGCUAUAACAGUUCUUUAAAUAGUCAAUAAAAGGUUUCCAGUCCUCAAGGAUUUUUUUGGCAUUUUGGUCUCUCAUAUUUCCAGUUCCACGUUCUCCACCAUUUUCAAAAGCCAAUCUUCCUUUGUUGGAACCUCUCCUUCUUUCCAUCCUUGGGAAUAUAAUAUCCGUGCUGCUGUCGUUGUGUACAGGGUGGUAGCUAUGUUAUGUGGGUCGCAAAAAACCUUUUAUUCUGUGAACCGCCCUGAGACCCUGGGUAUAGGGUGGUAUAUAAAUUCAAUUAAUAGUAAUAAUAAUAAAAAAACCCUGCUUCCCACAGUGUAUAGCAGAGCUUUCCAAACUGUGUCUUAUAGCACAUAAAUGAUAGAAUCUGCUCCCAAAAAGUGUAACGAUGGCCACCCGUUCUGACAAAUUCACGGCUAAUAAAUAAGGCUACUAGUGGCCUCCAUUGUCACAGACCACUUUUCUUUUCUUUUCUACUUCUUCUUAUCAUUAUUACAAAUAACAAUAAUAAAUAAUAAAAAUGUGUACACACCUCCAAGACCAUUCCAUUGUCACUAUCCAACCUCCCAAAAUUUCAACACCUCUUGUGAUGGUUUGACCCCUUUCCGCUUUAACAGCACAAAUUCUACAAAUACUUUCCAUAUCUCCUCAAAAUCAUUUCUCCUGCAUUUCUCCCGUCUUACCUUAAUAGUGCAUGCUAUUAAUAGCUAAAUCCCACACCUCUUUAUAUCAUUCUUCCAUUUUAUAUUCCCCUUGCCCCUUCCACUUCCUAGCUGUAAUGACUCCUGCAGCCGUCAAUAAAUUUGUGAGCAAGUCCUUGCUAGCCUGCGAACCUUCCACCCCAUCGUAAAUCGAUAACAAUGCUACCUCUGGACUUUCGGUCAGCUUUAACCCAGUGGUUUCUGUUAUCUCCUUAAACACCCUUUGCCAAAAGAAAUUGUACAUAUUUGCACCCCCACCACAUGUGAACAUAAGUCCCAGACAGGCCACAUUCCUCUGAGACCCAGUUACUUGGAGUCACAAGUGGUUCUUGUGCUUAGGCUUCCAUUUUGGGGUAUCUGCUUGGCUGUUCUGAGAAAAGGGUGCUGGACCAAAUGAAUUUUUUGGCCUCAUCCUGCAGCCAAGCUCUUAUUGUGUUGUACACCGAGGAAUAGCCCUGUAUACGGUGGAAAUUACAGAGGAAUGAAAUGCCGGUUUUGUGUGUUCCGUGUGUGACUCACAGAUGGUUGCGAUUCCUUCCAGGAUAACUGACAAGAGGACAGAAAGUGUCGCUGCGAGUCAGACGUAGGAGAACGGAAGAGCGGAUCCUCAAGGCUUUAAACCAGCCGGUCGCACUAUGGAAGGAGAGAGCAGCACUUCUUUCAUGCCCUUUGUUAAGUAGGUUUCUUGCGUUUGCCACAGAGAUACGUACAUUUAAAAAAGGAAAGGAAAAGGGAGAAGACAUGUGCAAUGUGUCGUGUGCGCUUUGACAAAUUGACAUUCAAGUAGUGCACAUUGUUAAACUAUGGAACUCACUGCCUGGGGAGGCAGCAAUGGGCACCAACUUGGAUGGCUUUAAAAAAGGAUUGGACAAAUCCAUAGAGGAGGAGAGGGCAGGCAAUGGCUUCUAGCCAGGAUGGCUAUGUUCUGCCUCCACAAUUUGAGGCCAAUUGCUGGAAGCCGCAGGAGGGGAGAGUUGCUCUCGUGCUCAGAUCCUGCUUCCAGGUUUCCCACAAAGUGCAUCCUGCUAUCCACCGUGAGAACAGGAUGCUGGACUAGAUGGGCCGUUGGCCUGAUCCAGCUAAAGGCAGGGUCACAGAUUGGUUUGGGUACUUUCCCACUUCCCUUGCUCUCUCUGAGAUGAAAAUCCCCAAAUACUAUUCUCAGCAGUGGUCUCCAAGGAUAGAGAACCCUCCCCAAACCAUAGUUUCAGGUGUAACACCAAGCCACAGUUUGUUCCAAUUGUAGUUUGCAAACCAACUUCAAAGGAUGGUUUUUAGCAGGCGUCUGAAACAGUGUUGUUCAAUGAAUGUGAAUGUGAACUUAUUUCUUUAUUUUGUUUCACAAACUUUAUUUUAGUUAUUUCAUAAAACAUAAUUUAUUUAUUUUAUUUAUUUCAUAAGAUGCACUGGUUGGUUGUAAAAGUAAAUAAAUCUCAAAGCGGUUUACAAAAGAUAAAACAACAAAAGCAAUAAAAAAACCUCAACCCUACUUUAACACAUACAAAAGUUAUAAAAUCAAAGCAGGUUAAAAUUAUGUCAACUUUCUAGAUAUCUGGUAGGUAGGCUUAUCUCAGCAGGAAUGCUGUACAGUGAAGGCACCUGCUUGAUCUCAAUAGGCAGGGAGUUCCAAAGUGCAGGUGCUGCCACACGUAAGGGUCAAGUUCUUACUAAUGUGGAACAGGCAUCGUGUGGCACCUGUAGUAGCACCAAUUCUGCCAAUUAGGCACUCGUAGGUUCAGACAAUCUCACAGGCAAGCUUGUCCCAAGUUGUUAAGGGCUUUAUAUACUAACAGCAACGCCUUGAACUUGGCCCUGAUGCAAAUAGGCUGCCAGUGCAGAUCUCUGAGCACAAGUGUUAGAUUAGCAUCAAGGUCUCCCUCCUGUCAGCAAUCGUGCUGCAGCAUCCUGCACCAACAGCAGCUUCUGGAUCAAGCGGGAAGUAUGCCUCGCAUAGAGUCUUGAAGCCAUCAACACAUGGUCUGCUGCGUCAAGGCUUCCCCAGCCCAGGAACGGCCAUUGCUGUUGAACCAGCUGCAGUUAGUAAAAGGCGCUUGCAGCCCUGGCAUGAGGCUACUACCUGAGCCUCCGGGGGGACAGAGUGGAUACAGAAGGACCCCAAGCUGUGAAGCUGCUCCUUCAGUGGGAGGGCAGAUGACACCAAACUUGGAGGGGUGGCUAACACCCCAGAGGACAGGAUCACACUUCAAAACGACCUUGACAGAUUAGAGAACUGGGCCAAAACAAACAAGAUGAAUUUUAACAGGGAGAAAUGUAAAGUAUUGCACUUGGGCAAAAAAAUGAGAGGCACAAAUACAAGAUGGGGGACACCUGGCUUGAGAGCAGUACAUGUGAAAAGGAUCUAGGAGUCUUGGUUGACCACAAACUUGACAUGAGCCAACAGUGUGACGCGGCAGCUAAAAAGCCAAUGCAAUUCUGGGCUGCAUCAAUAGGAGUAUAGCAUCUAGAUCAAGGGAAGUAAUAGUGCCACUGUAUUCUGCUCUGGUCAGACCUCACCUGGAGUACUGUGUCCAGUUCUGGGCACCACAGUUCAAGAAGGACACUGACAAACUGGAACGUGUCCAGAGGAGGGCAACCAAAAUGGUCAAAGGCCUGGAAACGAUGCCUUAUGAGGAACGGCUAUGGGAGCUGGGCAUGUUUAGCCUGGAGAAGAGGAGGUUAAGGGGUGAUAUGAUAGCCAUGUUCAAAUAUAUAAAAGGAUGUCACAUAGAGGAGGGAGAAAGGUUGUUUUCUGCUGCUCCAGAGAAGCGGACACGGAGCAAUGGAUCCAAACUACAAGAAAGAAGAUUCCACCUAAACAUUAGGAAGAACUUCCUGACAGUAAGAGCUGUUUGACAGUGGAAUUUGCUGCCAAGGAGUGUGGUGGAGUCUCCUUCUUUGGAGGUCUUUAAGCAGAGGCUUGACAACCAUAUGUCAGGAGUGCUCUGAUGGUGUUUCCUGCUUGGCAGGGGGUUGGACUCGAUGGCCCUUGGGGUCUCUUCCAACUCUAUGAUUCUAUGAUUCUAACCCCAUCGAGUGUAGGCUGGGCUGACUCACGGCUGCGAAUGACUGGGCAAGGCAAGAGUUAGAUAAUGAAGUUAGGACUGCAAGAGGGAGAAGUUAGCCUUUUAAAACUUUAUCCAGUGAGGUCAUCACACCAGAUCUGCAGGAAGUCCUGCUGCAGCAGCUUUAUUUAGCAGGAUGUGGAAGUGAUAAAACAGCAAUUUGGGAAAGUGUAAAUAAGAAACCGUAGGCAAAAGUUACCAGCAGGUGGCAGAGAGAAACUGAAUUGGGAGAUGUGGAGGUAUUUACAGGAAUCAGAAUAAUCCUCAAUAACCCCUAUUUUUCUCCUGGAGGCUAAGAAUAGCCUCUCAUUUUGUGUAAAGGUUGCCGUUGUGUUUUUGAGAUGCUGGAAAAAUCUGUGAAAUGUCUUGCUCUCUGAGGUGGUUUCCUUACUGAGGAUUUUUCAAUUCAGCGUUACUUCUGCACAGCCUUGAGAUCUGCAGUCUGUUUUACAUACAUCAGGCAGUGUAGAAAUGUAGAAUAAUUUGGCUAAAAAGCAAGGGGGGAGGAAUGUUAAACAGUGUCUAGAAGAACAGCCUAACAAUCUUGAGAAGAGGAAGCUGGGUGCAAGACACAAGGGCUGCAACAAAAGGACAAAGAAAGAAAGGGAAGGGAGGCAUAGAAUACCAAGCUUCUUUUAAAAAGAAAAGAAAAAUCCACAGCUCGCGAAGGGGACUUUUUCAGUGACGUAUUACUCAGUGGAGGCUGGUCUGUUGUUGUUGUUGAGUCGUUUAGUCGUGUCCGCCUCUUCAUGACCCCAUGGACCAGAGCACGCCAGGCCCUCCUGUCUUCCACUGGCACCCGUACUUUGGUCAAACUCAUGCUGGUAGCUUCAAGAACACUGUCCCACCAUCUCGUCCUCUGUCGUCCCCUUCUCCUUGUGCCCUCCAUCUUUCCCAACACCAGGGUCUUUUCCAGGGAGUCUUCUCUUCUCAUGAGGUAGCCAAAGUCUUGGAGCCUCAGCUUCAGGAUCUGUCCUUCCAGUGAGCACUCAGGGCUGAUUUCCUUCAGAAUGGAGAGGUUUGAUCUUCUUGCAGUCCAUGGGACUCUCAAGAGUCUCCUCCUCCAGCUGGUCUACUAGGGUAAAUGGGGCACCACCCCUACCAGCCACCAUGGUGUACUUCAGAACCAGGAGCGCCAGCUUGGCACCACGACUGUGGGUGCCUGGAGCCAUGUGUGCCAUGCAGCAUGCAUGGCCUUGAAAUUUGAGGGUGCCCAUCCCUUUCAUGGGGAAUUUUGUGGGUGCUUGGGCACCCAGGGCCCCAGAGAGCUGGAACCUAUGCUCAGAACAUAUCAAAUGGGGUGCUGCUGCCUCAGUGGUGGUCUAGGGCAGUGGUUCUCUUUUCUUCCUCUUCUCUGGGCCACACUUUCAGAAUAAACAUUUGCUUGCUCCACACCAAUUUUUUUUAUUGAUAAGAAAUACAGUGGGAAACAAGGAGAAACAACUCCUAGCAGUGCUUGAUUUAUAGCUUAGAACACAACUGCAGGACAACCAGGAAGUAUAAGCCAAUGCAGCUACGUAACAACAUGAAUCAUUCCCAAAAAAUAAUUAUAAACAAGCCUCUUACAUAUCUACUUUAAGUAUGUAUGCAAACCUGAUGAGAGGUAUCAGCUUGCAGUAUCACUUGAUGCUCUUGCUCUCGUUUUGAAAAGGUAUCUAUCCACAUUCUGUAAAUAAAUGAAUAAAAAUUGGCUACUAUGCUACACUGAAAUGUUUAAACGUUUCUGUGAUAGUCCUUGAAUCUUCCUGCCACACUUUCCAUCCUCUCCUGCCACACCAGGGUGGCGCAACGCACCCUUUGAAAACCACUGGUCUAGGGUGGUACUGCCCCCUGGGGGGGGAUUCCCUAGGGGGUGGUAGGAAGCAUCCUAGCACCCCCUAGGGACGCUGGAGUCGCAAAUGGCUAUCAGGCUUUGAAAACCUGGUUUCGCUGGAUCAAGUUCAUCCAAUGGAUUUUGGAUUAAUUGUUCAAUUAAUCAUUACUGUUUUGAAUUCCAUUGUGUUACUACCUUCCUUGGUGGGUUGUGCAAACUGCUCUUCUGAAUAAUGCUUUUUAUAGGGUCUGGGACAUGGGAGGUUAGUUUAUGGAACCAGGGAGGCGUUGGCCCAAAAAGGUUUAGGAGGAGGUCUAGGAGGACCUAUAUCUCUCUGAAGCCCUGAAGCCGUUUGAUCAUGAACUAUUUCAGUGUCUGUGGGCAAAUGGUUUCAGUUUCUUUCUUUCUUUUAAUCAACAUCCAGUGCUGUAAUAAAAAAAAGAGGUUGGGUAAGUAGCAAUUAAACAAGCAGCUUCUAUAUAAACCCACAUAAAUUAAAUAUUAAUUUGUUAACUUCAAAGAGUGCUGGGGGCAAGUAGGAAAUUGGCAAGGCAUGGAGGAACAAUGAGACACGGCCCAUCCUCUGAGGAAUAAAUAUGUUCCAAAGUCUUCCUCGUAUAUAUUUCUAAGAUCUGCUGGGCUGGAACACUCCUUGCAUUUAGUUGUUAACUCUUAACAAGCCGCUAGGCUAGUACAUUCAAAGGUUGUGAGGAUGCAUGGAAAAUAUAUAUGAUCUACUUGGUUAUCUCAUCAUCCUGCGUUAGCUGUACCUGAAAGGUGAGCUGAUAUUUUCCAAAAGGAACUUGCGUUUUCUGCCCCUGCGAUGCCAACACAGCCUUUCUCAAGUUCCUUUUACAGUAAUGAUAUGCCCCUGGCUAUGCAUCUCUGCAGUGGGACGUGGGUGGUGCUGUGGGUUAAACCACAGAGCCUAGGACUUGCCGAUCAGAAGGUCGGCAGUUCAAAUCCCCGCCACAGGGUGAGCUCCUGUUGUUCGGUCCCUGCUCCUGCCAACCUAGCAGUUCGAAAGCAUGUCAAAGUGCAAGUAGAUAAAUAGAUACCGCUCUGGCGGGAAGGUAAACAGCGUUUCCGUGCGCUGCUCUGGUUCGCCAGAAGCAGCUUAGUCAUGCUGGCCACAUGAUCCGGAAGCUGUACGCCGGCUCCCUCGGCCAAUAAAGCGAAAUAAGCACCGCAACCCAAGAGUCGGCCAUGCCUAGACCUAAUGGUCAGGGGUCCCUUUACCUUUAUGCAUCUCUGCAGAAAAGGAUGCAGAUUUGGAGGGGUUCCCAUCAAAGUCAUAAUAGUCAUGACUCGGUGAAAUCUAAAUGCAGCAAACAGGUAAGUUGUUGGAAUCCAUGCUUUGAAUUGCCAACGAAAUGUUUGUGCUGGUCUAUGCUUAUGUGUGCUAUAAUCUGCUCUUUCUCCUUUUCAAGACAGUCCAAGAUGGUCAGCAGAUACCAACAAGAAGCAGAAGCAGAGGCUGCCAGCCCCGACUGUUCAAACAGCAACAUUUGGGAUGGUCUCAGCCAACAACCAGGGUAACACACACAGUACUGUGCAUAAUGGUCCAAAAUACAGACACAAUCCUUUCAGGAGAGCUUUUUUGUUUUUUACUAAUUCCCCUCCAUUGCCCCCACCACUGCUGGUGCAUAACUCAAUGCAAAAUAAGGAUGUUGUUUAUGUCAGCAGAUCAUUGCACUUUGGGCUACCCCCCCUGAAACAUUCAGCUACUUCAGUCAUCAAGGAGAGCAGAGGAAUGUGCAAAGCGCAUGCAAAUGCCUUUGCAAAAAUUCUGAUCCAUUUGCCAGGGCAGCCACUGAGCUGCAAUAUCAAAGUUGCAAUAGUCUGAAAAACCAGCCAGGAUUUAAUAGUGCUGUUACAUGCUACUCCAAUCUCUGAGUGGCGAUAAGACUCCAGGGGUUGCUGCACUUACCCAGGUUUCGGUUUCCUUGGAUUGGAGGCCAUCAGAGACUGUGGUGUCUUUGGGAUAUAUGGUUUUAUUUACACAUAUAUGCAACCUGAACAUAGGAUGGAGGGGCCCACACAGCAUCAACACUCAAGUAUUUGGUCUUUAUUGGCAUGAAUAUAUAUGUCUAGAGACAUGUGAGCAUUGACUGCUGGAGUGAUUUGGAGAUGGGCCGAGGAAGCUAGGCUUUAUUUAUUUGUUUGUUCAAAUUAUGCCCCACUCUUCCUCCCAAAGGAACCCGGGGCAAAAUAUAAGUAAAAAGUUAGUGUUCUGCAUAGUUCCUUGACCAUCACUGUGGUUAGCAGGAGCCAAGCACUUAUUAAAAAAUAAACAAAUUAUACAAAUGUACCUCUUCAGAACAGUCAGCCUCUGUUUAGUGAAAUUUGGAUUCUGUGCACAUAGCGUAAACCCAUUCCUGUGCUUGUUGGCUGCCAAGGAGUUGCACCCCCCAGCCCCCGAGUUAUGAAUGCAAUAUAUAAGAGGCAUUUUGAAGUAAAAGCCAAUGGUACUUAGUUGCACAUUUAUCUUUCAGCUCCUGCUGGAUGGAAGAAUAUAACGAGGCACCGUCCCUGCUGGUAAGUUUUCAUGGAUGGCAAGAUGAGGCUUCCUUUGAAAUCAUUUGCUUCUUUCCUGCGGAACUAAUGCCCCAUGUAAAAAUAGGAAAAUGCAAGUAGAGUUUGCCCUGAUUAGUGAGCUCAGCUGUGUGUGUGUGUGUACUUCCCUUUGCAAACCUCAUUUGCUCUGUGGAACCUGAAACCUUUCCAGCGGGAGUGUGUGCACUGCAGAAAAGAUGGAAGGUAAUUUUACGUGGAGCAUUCCAGACACACUGAGCAAUCCUGCACGCAAAUUACGCUGGGGGUGGAGAUACCUUGCUGCUCCACCAGCAGAACAGCUGCCGUAUCUUAUACCCACUCAGCCCAGGAGGGAAGGGGGAAAUGCAGAGAACCAGGCUGCACACACAGCCAUAACCCACCAAAAGGGGCUGUGCCAGUGACGAUGCCAUCUUCCCACAAUGUGCUCAGGCACAUUCUGGAGACAGGCACGGGAACUUGCCCUCCCACAGUAAGCAGUGAUGGCCACCAACCGUGGAGGAAGAGAGGGCUAUCGAUGGCUACUAGCCACAAUCAUUGUGUUUUACCCCCACAGUCGGAGGCAGCGAUGCUUCCGGAUACCAGUUGCUGGAAACUGAGCAGGCGAGAGUUGCUCUUGUGCUCUAAUCCUGCUUGCAGGUUUCCCUCAGGCAUCUAGGUGGCCAUUGUGAGAACAGGAUGCUGGACUAAAUGGGCACUCUCUGGCCUGAUCUAGCAGGCUUUUCUUAUGUUGGGUUGGAAAAGGUGGACCAAGCAUAAAGUUCCCAAUUCCCUCUUUUCCCCUACCAGUUUAGAAGGGAGGGCUGGGGCUGGCAAGGGUGUCUUGCCCUCCCUGUCCAAAAGGCCACAGGCGGCAUCCUCUUGCUUCUUGUUGUGAGUCAGUUCCUGACAGUGAUGUCAAUUUCCUCACCUUAGAGAGUACAGAUUCUCCUCACCCCCUGCUCUGUUCGAUGAGGCUGGCUAAGAGGCUGCUUCACCACAGUCUGCCUCUCCGCUCCGAAACCUGUUCCCUCUUACAUUCAUCUUGCAAACAACAUUCCUGGCUGCCCCCCACAGUUACAGGAAUAACACAAAAAUGGUACGUAUGGCAAUGUCUCAUGUUUUGGGUGUGUGACAGCAGCACUGCCACCUCUCAAACAUUAAAAAAAAAAAGAUUGAUUGCUUUGCAAUUCUAACUCAAAUCAUGGUAGCUUUCCCCCCCCCAAAAAAAACCUAUUCUCAUUGAAGGGGAGGGACAUUCCUGGCAGCCUUUUGCACUUCCAAUUUCCUUGGGAGGAGGAGGUAGGAAGCAAUCACUCCUGAGAACAAAAGCCCCAGGACAAAGCACAUUUUCAGUGCCACGUUCCUUUGCCAUUUUCUGUCAUAUGUACUUAGCUGUGGCUAAGUACAUAUGGGCAAUAAGAACAGGUUUCUUGGAUUGCCACUCACCACCACCACCACCCCUUAAAUAAACUUUCUCUUGGAGAGAUGUGGGUGAAUAUUUAAAAAAAAACCACACACACACACAAAUAAAUAAACACAGCCAUAAAUACUUAUUGAGAUGCAUUUCUUGGAGCUUGGGUCUGUCUCCUCACUUAUGCUCCUUUGGAUUAAUUAUCUUCCGACAUGCACGGCUGUAUCUCCAAGUGUUAUGACUUCUCCACACUUAGCUCACUGGCUGUUGCUAAUUAGGGAUGCUCUUGGCUGAGUGAAACUGAGCUCAUUAGGUCGAGGGCUGGCAGGUUAGCUGGCGCAGGGAAAACCCCCCUUCCUCCACACACCCCGGAAACUUGCUUCUGAAUGAAGCACUGGGGUCUCACACCAGGGAACAAAACCUUGGCACAAACAGUCUGUGUCCUCAAUAUAUAUUGAUUGAUUGCCUGAGGGUUUUAAGGUGAGCCUCUGGGGAACGUUCUCCCCAGAAAGUUUUGCUGUGGGUGCACUGUCUUUGCAGGGACAGUUUCCUCUCCUCUUUCCCAUUCAGAAGGGAAUGUAAGCUCGCUUCCUCCCUCCUCCCUUUCCUUGGGCUCAUUAGCACCACCCUGGCUUCUCCUUGCCCAAUGGGCUAGUGCAAGCCCAUCUGAGGGCAGUCCAGAACUGCCUCUGAAAGGCCCAGUUGGAGGGGGCUGAUUGAGGCCUCCUGAAAGGAGCAGGCAGGUGGCAACUGUACAGAAGGGGGCGAACUCCAUCAGUCCCCCGCAGAGCGCAGUGGCAUUCACCCACUCAUGUUGCCCAGCAACAGGCAUUCUCUGAGGCAGACUGUUCUGAUAUUGGAGGUGGUACACAUGACUAGUAGACCUGAUCACCUUAUCCUUCACAAAUCUCUCACACAUCAUUUUGAGGGCUGUCCAAGUAGAUUACUACAUCUCGAGGCAGCAAGUUCCAUAGUUUAACUUUCUCUGGUGGGGGACACGUCAUGCUCUUUCUGGGGUUGUUUGUCCACCUUUGGGCCCCACCCUACACUCAGCUCUCACCUGGAAGCUGUCAUCAGGCAACAACGGCCACACCCCGCAAACAGCUUUGACUGGCCGGCUAAACCAGGUGAGGGUAGCCAGUGGGUCUCAAACCCUUGGUGAAUUAGGGGCUUCCCCUGCAUGCGAAGACAGGCUUGGGUGGAUCCAACAGUGGGUCCAACGGUCAAGAAGGCUGUGCUGUGGAGGGAAGGGAAGUGGGGCGUGUCCGUCUGGGAAGGGAGCCCAUCUUGGAAAAGGAAAACUCUAACCCUAAACCUCCACUGCCUCGUGGGAAAUUUUCAGGAGAAGAAAAAGCUGAGGAGUAAACCUGACACAAAUCCAGAGUGGAGUCCCUAAGAUGGUUGGAUGGUGCCUUGUACGCCUCCUUCUAGCAACUGCUGCAGCCAAACCGGUGCCCAGUGUCUUGUUCUGCUUUCCUUUGGACCACAUCAGUGAGGCCGAGAGGGAGGUCUUGUCAUCUGGGCAGCCAAGGACCUCCAGACACACUGCCCAGACUUGUGCCCUGGGGUGUUCACUUUAAUGCUGCUGACGCAUGACUUUACCCCUGGAGGCGAACUCCAUUGUCUCUCCAGACAGAUGGAUGCCGAUGACAACAACAAUUGAGAGGAAGCUGUUGCUUUAGUCUGUUCUGAAUCUCCCAACAUUCAGCUUCAUUGGAGGUCCCUGUGGGGCUCUUGCAUUACGGGAGAGGGAAAAUAACUGCUCUCUGCUCACUUCCUACACACACCAAAGCAUAAUUGUAUACACCUCUAUCAUAUCCUGCCUUACUCACCAUAUUUACAUACUGAAAAGUCCCUGAAUGUUGCAACCUUUCCUGAAAAGGAGAGCUACCCCAUUCUCUUGAUCAGCUUGGUUGCCUCUUUCUGAACCUUCCCCAGCUCCACAAUAUCAUUUUGAGGUGAGAUUACUAGAACUGCCACUUGAUUAAAUAAAUUCUACUUUGUUAAUCAGCCAGGUAGUCAUUGACUGAUCAUUAAUCAACUGAUUUAAAUCUGCACAAAUGAUCAUGUGCGAAAAACAAUGUCUUCCGAGAUAAAUAAAGCAUACUUAUCUUCUUUGUAAAAUGAUGCACCCAGCCACCUGCAGUUUUUAUAAGUACUUGGAAUAAAAAUAGCGAAAAUCUGCUGAACAAUUAAUUAAAGGCUGCAUCUUAGCUGAUGGGAAUGAUUUUCAUUGAUUAGAGUGACUAAUUGGCUAAUCAGCGCAAACUUAUUUUAGAGAAAUCGAAUAUAAGUUGUAGGUGCAAUAAAUUUUCAAGAAAAAAAGAUGCUUGUGAAUACCCUUUGUUCUCUGAAGUAUUAAUCUGCCCAGUUGCCACCGAAGAGGCACAUUCCAGCUUUGGCCAUUUCUGCCUCUGCAAUCGUCAUCAUCACCACCACCACAAAAUAGUAAUGUUAUUUAAUGAACCAGUGCCAAAUUCUUGCUUUCUCUAUCCCUUCAGACAUCUGGCUGUGUAGUGCAAAGGCCUGCUGAGGGCGAAAGAGACCCUUUCCCCUGGCAGAUUAUUUCAACCACACAGAAACUCCCAUCGCCCAAGGAGCUGUGCCGGAAGAAGAGAAAGGGGCCAAAACGAAAAAGACUUGAAAAUGUCAGAGCCUUGUCUGUUUGCUAUCAUCUGGAGGAGCUGAGGCGGCGGCAAAGCAGCAUGGAUGAGUAAGGAAACAGACCUUUUGUCAUGAAUGGGAAGUUAACUUCUGACACCCCAGUCACCUGCUAGGGGUGGGAAUCACUCAGCAUGGUUCUAUGAGUCCCCUUGGGGUCCCAGGGCCCUUCCAGACAAACUGUUAAUUGAUAAUGCAUCCUGAUUUGUUCACACAGAGGGAUUUGAUGAGUUUGGCUAUUAAGUCAUAGAAAUGUAGAGUUGGAAGAGACCCCAGUGGUCGUCUAUUCCACCCCCCUGCAAUGCAAAGAAUUCCUGACAUUUGGCCACUUAACCUCUGUUUAGAAAUCUCUGAUGAUGGAGAGCCUGCCAGCUUCUGAGGGAGUCAGUUCUGUUGCUGAACAGCUCUUGCCACCAGAAAAUUCUUCCUCAGGUUUACCUUUCUUGUCAUUUGAAUCCAUUGGUUCCUACCCUCUGGAAAACAAGCUUACUGCUUCUUCAGUGCAACAGCCCUUCAGAUAUUAGAUAUUCAGAUAUUCAUAUCCUCUCACGGUCUUCUCUUCUCCAGGCUAAACAUCCCCAACUCCCUCAACCAUUUUUCACAAGGUUUAGUUUCCAGACUGGGCCGCCCUCCUCUGCGCACAUUUUCUUUGCCAGUGUUGUGUCAAAGGGAGCAUUAUCCCACAAUUCCAUUGCAUUUACUCAUCAUUUUCCUUAUAGCAAAAAGUCUGAUCUUUAGAGGAAGUGGUUUUGCUGCACAAGCGCACCAAAACCACCACAAUGGCACAAGCUGAAUUUGCCAGUAUGUGAUUGAAUCCCACCCAAAAAUCGUGAAAGCCUGGCAACACCUUCUCUGUGGUACUCUUGCUUUAGUCUGGACCGCAGAGAAGUAGAGAACACACCUCUGGGGAUUGCACAAUCAAACUUGGGAAGGGCCACAGUUGCACUGCAAAACCUGUGCAGGGCUGGUUGGCAUCUGUCUGUCUCAGGAGACAACAGAGGAGUGCACUUUUGUAGGCGAAGUCAAACAAAAGGAAAGCUGCCACACCUGCUGUGCCUGUAGAGACCGAUAAAGGAGAGACAUGUUUUGUUUUGUUUUUGUUUUUUAAAAUAUAUUUUUUAUUAUUUAUUACAAAACAAUUUACAUAGAACAUAAAAAAACCAUAAACAGACCAUAGACACUGACUAACAACACUUCAUUUGACAUUACAUACCCUAUUAACUUCUGAUUCACCUCAUCGUGCUUUGUAAUACCUUACUAGUCUAUACUCACUUCAUUUUUAUUAAUCUUUUCAGUUAAUUAUCAGGGGGGGAAAUUACUGUAUAAUUUCCAUAAACUUCAAGAUUCAAUCCAAAUCUGUCAGGAACGUUGUGUUAUUACAGUACUUUUAAAGAUAUUCUUUGAACAUUCUCCAAUCUUUACUAAAUUUCUGGUUAGAAUUUCCUCUUAUUCUCCCAAUCAUCCUUGCAAGUUCUGAAUAUUCUAUCAUCUUUGCUUGCCAAUCAGUUUCUGUGGGGGAUUACAUCACCUUUCCAAUUUUUUGCUAUUAAAGUCCUGGCCGCUGUAGUUAUGUACAUAAAGAGGGUUCUGUGGUUUUUUUGUAUAUCGAUGGACAUAAUGCCUAACAAAAAGGGCUCGGGGUUUGUUUUUUUUAAAAAAACAAGAAUUUAAAGAUCUUUUUAAGUUCAUUGUAUGUCCCAAAAUUCUCUUAUCUUCGCACAAUCCCACCACAUGUGCAUAAAGGUACCAAUCCCUUUUUUGCAUCUCCAGCAAACUUCGGAGCUUUUCUUGUACAUCUUGGCCAGUUUGGCCGGGGUCAAAUACCAUUGGUUCAGCAUUACGUUUUCAUUAUGUUUUCUCUCAAAUUAUAACAUGCAGUGAACCUUAUCUCUUCUCUCCACAGCCUUCCCCAUUCAUUCACAUAUAUAUUAUGUCUGAUGUCCUGGGCCCAACGGAUCAUAAUUGAUUUUACCUCUUCCUCCUUAACUUCCCAGUCAAGGAGGAGGUUAUACAUCUGGGAUAGAUAUUUUCCCUUAGGCUGGAUUAGAUUUCCUCUAGUUUUUAUAUUUCUCCAGCAAAGCCUUUUUGUUUGUCUACACUUAAUCUUUCAUUAAGUUGGAAAUAUUGGAGCCAAUCUAUCAGAUAUAUACGAAUUUCCUCAAAAUCCUUUAGUCUCAGUUUAUUUCCCCCUUUAAUAGCAUUUUAUAUGUUGUCCAAUUUCCCUUCAUAUUUUUCUUCUUACCCCCCACAACUUUGAUGAGUGAGAUUCACCAAGGGAUUUUAGGUUCUAGCAGAUCUCUAUACUUAAUCCAUGUUUUAUAUAAGGAUUUUCUUAUUAUAUGGUUUAAGAACCCUUUGUGGACUCUCACCUUAUCAUAAGCUAGACGAGGGGAGGGGAAGCACUCAGCUUCUAAAGUUUUAAAAACUAAAGUUUUAAAAACAGAAUUUUAGACACAGUAUGGUUAUAGAAAGAGGAACUGUGUUGCUUGUCCCUAGCUACGUCUGGGCUCUGACCAGUAAGAAUCGCUUUGGUUAUUGUAUAUUAUCUAUGUAUUUCAUCUUGUGUUUGUAAGCAACCCUGGAAGCUCCAUUGCAGGGUGGCAUAUAAAUAUUUUAUAUAAAAUUCCUGUGAAACCGGCACACACUGUAUUCCUGAUGGCCGUGGUAACACCGAGAUGGGGUGAAAACUGCAUUUUCCCAGGAGCAAAGUAUUUCAUGUUGAAUGCUUGGAAUAUGUUUUCCUGUAACAGAAGUACUCCCUUGAGGAAACUUGCCUGGAUCCCAUGCAGCAGCUGAGUAAUAAUAACCGAGGGAAUGAUUGCACACAAAGAUAAAUAUGCAAUCUGGAAAAGCCUUAAAUGUCAGCAUUCCAGCCUUUGCAAAUACCUGUUUUCUGUUUAAAGGCUGAAAAAGGCUAAAUGGGGUGGUCUUCUCCCCCAGCCAUUCUCCGAAGGAGCAGGAGGAACUGCUGACUCGCCCACAAAAAUAACGUGCCAUGAUGAUGAUGAAGAAGAAGACGCCCUGAGCCCCUUCAGCAUCCUGAAUCCACCUUUCCAGCUCUAUGAAGAGCACUCAGUCUUCGGCGAAUGCAGCAAGGCGCAGGUAAGCUAGAAUUACAAAGCCACGAAAAACAAGGGUGCAAGCUGCUCCCCACACCAGAAAGAUGGUGCGGCAAUGGGACUCUUGCCUCUCGGUCUCCUCUCUCAUGAUCGGAACAGAACCACCUGCGGCAUCCUUUCUCUCACAAGGAGGCAGAAUGGACCCACACACCGUUUCUCCACCAGGGCAAGCAAAAUGUAUUCUCACAGGCCAAGGACACUGUCUUGUCAGGCAAGAGCACUCAAGCAGGGCACAGAGCACAGCCAGUGAUGGGCGUGGCUGGGGAGAGGAAGUGUGGCCUGGGGAGGGGCAUGGCAUAGGGAGAGCCCCAAGGACCAGAUGGAAAGGCUGGGGGGCAUUCAACCCAACUCUUGAGGUUCCCUGUCCCUGAGUUAGAGCCUGAAGGAAUACUAAAGGUGAAGGUAAAGGGACCCCUGACCAUUAGGUCCAGUUGUGACCGACUCUGGGGUUGCGGCGCUCAUCUCGCUUUAUUGGCCAAGGGAGCCAGUAUACAGCUUCCAGGUCAUGUGGCCAGCAUGACUAAGCCGCUUCUGGCCAACCAGAGCAGCGCAUGGAAACACCGUUUACCUUCCCGACGGAGCGGUACCUAUUUAUCUACUUGCACUUUGACGUGCUUUCGAACUGCUAGGUUGGCAGGAGCAGGGACCGAGCAACUGGAGCUCACCCCAUCACGGGGAUUCGAACCGCCGACCUUCUGAUCAGCAAGUCCUAGGCUCUGUGGUUUAACCCACAGUGCCACCUGAGCAAAGUUAAAAAGUGGAGAAAUUCCUUUCAUGGAUGAGCAGAGAGAUUCCUGCUCCUGGAGGGGAAGGUAGCCUUUGUUCUGCCAUACUUUUAGGUGAAUUAAAAGGCAUGUGGGUGUUUAGAGACAUCCAGAGUUGCAUCGUGGUUGAGCCAGUAUGGUGCAGUGGUUAGAGAUACCUGACUAGGACCUGGGAGAUCAGGGUUCAAAUCUCCACUCGGCCUUGAAGCUCACUGGGUAACCCUGGGCCAGUCCCUGCCUUCAGCCUAACCUACCUCACAGGGUUGUUGCUGUGGGGAUUAAAUGAGGUACGUGGAGAACCAUGUACGCGGCCACCUUGAGCUCCUUGAAGAAAAAAGGGGGGGUAAAUGCAAUAAAUAAAAUAAAUAAACAGAGAGAUGGCUGAAGAAUCUGUGGGUGGUUUCAGAUAGCCAUCAUUCCCCUGCUAGGACUAUUUGUCGCUUUCAGUUGCCAGGUGAUGGGAAUUAAUCUUAGCACCUUCCAGUGAGUGAUGCUUGCUGAGUCUAAAGUUCACUGAAUUCCCUUAUUCAGCCAAGUUUCCCCUGUGUUUGUAUCACUGCAAGAAGUCAACAUUUGUUGGGAAAGGCCAGUUAUUUGAUUUCCCACUGUGAAGUAGAAGAGGUAUGGAAAACUUACCUAGUUGUGGUGUUUAAAUUAAAAGGAGUUGUUGGUUUGCAACUACUUCCUGCCAUUCCAGAAGAACAUCUGCUGGAUCAGACCCAAAGAUGCAUCUAGCCCAGAAUCCUGCUCCCCAGAGUGGCCAGCCAGGUGCCUCUGGGAAGUCCGCAAGCGGGAGAUGCAGACUACAGCCCCUCCCCUGUGUCCCUCCCCACAACCAUAUCAACUUGUAUUUGCAUAUAUAGCCAUUGUGGUUGACAGCUGUGAUGGCUGGGCAGCCAGAUUUUGUCCAGGCCCCUUUCAGUGCCACCUCUGCAUCUCAUGGCAACAGAUUCCAUACAUCUGCUCUCCAUUCUGUGCAAAGUAACACUUUUAUUUUGCCUGUCUUCAACCUACUACCAGUCCACUCCACUGAGCGAUGGAGGAGAGGACCAUAAGUAGCUACUAUGCUAUGAUGACUAUGCUCUGCCUCCAUAGUUUGAGGCAGUCAAUGCUUUUCAACAGCAGUUGCUGGAAACCCCAGGAAGGUAGAAGGGGCUCUUGUGAUUGGGUCCUGCUUGCUGACUUCCCACAGGGCCACCUGGCUGGCCUCUGUGAGGACAAGAUGCUAGACUAGAUGGGCCACUGGCCUGAUCCAGCUUAUGAUGAGGCAAGGGCAGAAACCUGCCCGAGUAACAGCUAGCUUCCCUUACAGGUCCUUUAUCCAGAGUGGAACCCCACUGUGAGAGAGCAGCUGAGGAUCCCUGAAGAAAGCCCUGUGAUCUCCUACACGAUGGCUACACAGGACAGGUACCAAGCCUCAGUAGGAUGCUUCUACAGGGGAUUCAAACUGCAGUCGGAGGAAUGACCCUGAUGGCAUAUGUAGCCAGAGCUUGCGUGUGUGUGUGUGAAGGAAAACCUUUCUCAAAGCACUAAUAGCCUGCGUGGGCGGGCGGGAGAUGGCAGGCUGCUGCUGCUGAUCCAUGCAUACUGAAUUAACAGGCAGGAACUGGGAAAUGAGAUGGAGAAAGUGAGGGGGUAUAUAAUAUCUCGAAAAGACCUGCCCUGUUUGACUCCUACCCAUAGCAACUCCCUCCAGUUCUUUGGAAGUUUAUUUUAUUUUAGCAACAAUUCUGUGACCUUAUUUGCUUCACACACACACACACACACACACACACACACACACACACAGGUCUAGAGGGAGUUUGCUCUCAGCAAAUGUUCCACUGUCGGCUGGGGCGGGGGAAUAAAGAGGGGGAGCCACUGCCAUGGGAGACAUCAGGAGUGUUUCCAUAGUAAUGCAGAAGAAGAAGUAGAGAGGAGGCCUUGCUUGGAUCUAGCUCUGCAUCCUCCUUCCCUCCCUCCCCAUAUAGCGUAGGUGUGUGCUGUGCCGUGUUUAUCUAGAAUGAAAACCCCACCAGGCAGCUUCCACUAGUCUGGAAUCUUUUCCCCUCUCACCUGCAGCUCUCAGAUCUGGUAAAAGACCAUUCUGGGAUGCUGGAAUUCAUACAAAGUACCUGGCUGAUCUGAGGGGCUCUUUCCUUCCCACACACCUCUUCCCCAAAUAGGCAACUUCUUGCUUGGCCUUUCAGCAGGAGCCAUCUGUCCCCCAUUCCCCGCCCCCUCUUGUAUCCAUUGAGAAGGAUAACUUAAAUUGUGCCCUUCUUUUUCUUAGAAAAGAGCCAGGGUUAUGCUUAUUCUGCUUUGACAAGAUCUGCCUGGGGGAGUUUGCUGCAUCUUCCCAUUCCAGCAAAUGUGAUGCCAAAGGGGUCCCUCUCUGACGCCUCACUUCUCUCACAUCACUUCCUUCUCACCUCCAACGUGAAUUAUAAAUGCUUCUGAGACUGACCACGUCUUUGUUGCAAAGUGUCUAGAAUGCCACACUGCAAACCAAACUGGUGGUGGAGGAGGAGGAGGACAAGGGGGGGAGCCCUGUUUCCCAGGUUCCCCUUUUGAUGACUUAGAGCAAAAGAGAUAGAAGUUUCAUUGAAUUUUUGCUUGUUCUGCAUGAGGGUAAAUUGUUGUCUGUCUGGGGCCAAAUUGAUUCCAAGAAGCUCACGAUAAGGGGCUUAGAACUGCUUCACAGCCACCUCAAAAGCCAGCCUGAGUUGAGAAACAGCAUUCUGCAAUCAUUAGCAAUAAUAUGGAAUGUCGAGUCCAAACACUCCAACCGUGCCCCAAAGCUCUGUAUCCUCAGUGGUUUGGGAUGGAAUUUAAAACACUGGAAAUGUUUUAUUUGGGGGGAAACCCUAUGAACACAAUCACCACCAGGCUUUUAAAUGUAUGGCUGCAAUGUUUCUGAAAUGCAGGAAAUCUCUUUAUAGGAUAUUUCAAAUGUUAGCUUUUGCACGAGGCCAUUCACAGGUGCUUUCACUGCAUACAAACUGUUCCAAUCUCAGAAGGGUACUGUGACCCACAGACCAGGCAACAAUAUCUUGCUAAAAAAUUGUUUUUAACCCAAACUCCCAAACCUGAACUCUUUUAUGGCAGCCAAUAGCUCUAGAGUACAAAGCUUUUCAAACUGCUCACUGAUAACAGUUAAUACAUGGGUAGUAUAGCUGUGCUAGGACAUAGAAAAAACCAACACAACCCAAACUGCAGUAUUCGGCUGCAUCUCUUGUGUUGCAUUGAUGCAAGUUAAUGUUGAAAUACCAUUAAUGUGGAAGGAAAUGCUGUACCGUUACAUUUAAAAGGUAGAGUUUCAGUUGUUUUAACUUUCUAUUAAAUGCACAGUGUGUGACCAGACCGUGGUUGUCAUUGUUGUAACUGGUUUACUCUGUCUAUGACUGGGAAUAUAGGCUAAAGCUUUCCUGUGCUUUGAUAAGGACUUGAGUAGAGCACUGUUUGAACCAUUUAGUCCAGACUUUGUCAACCCUCAGAGUGCCUACAACUCCCUUCAGCCCCAGCCAGGGACUUGUAGGCCAAAACACAGUGAGGGCAACAGGAUGAGGAACAUCCAACAUCCUG
Molecule: messenger RNA, 22981 nt
Organism: Podarcis lilfordi (Lilford's wall lizard)
Lineage: Eukaryota; Metazoa; Chordata; Lepidosauria; Squamata; Lacertidae
Source: the annotation of a GenBank genome assembly